Acipenser ruthenus (sterlet) is the source of this 2160-nucleotide messenger RNA. RefSeq names its product cytochrome c oxidase subunit 7A-related protein, mitochondrial. NCBI's taxonomy places the organism in Eukaryota, Metazoa, Chordata, Actinopteri, Acipenseriformes, Acipenseridae. The record is from RefSeq and is a predicted model, not a curated record. Bases 105 to 452 code for a protein of 115 amino acids. The transcript has 3 exons. Gene Ontology annotation, biological process: mitochondrial respirasome assembly; mitochondrial electron transport, cytochrome c to oxygen; regulation of oxidative phosphorylation.
GCUCGGGGACUAUCCUGUGGUCCGUCUCUCUGUGUAUGCCGGUUGGUUGGGUGCCUGGAGUAGAGUGAACUUCGCUGUUUUUAAAUAUCAAAUCAAAAUAUAAAAUGUACUACAAAUUCAGCGGGUUCUCCCAGAGACUCACCGGAUCUGCGCCGGCUCCCGCCUACUGCCCUCAGGGGCUGAGACCGGGUGUGCCUUCGCAGCCCCAGCCCAUGAUCUUCGCCACCCCGACCAAAGUGGUGUCCCAUUCAGGAGAAACUGUGCAGUACCUGGGGGCCAACAGAGUCCCUGACCUGCAGAGGCUCUUUCAGAGGUCUGAUGGAGUUCCUGUCCACCUGAAGCGGGGUGUUCCUGACAAGCUGCUGUACAGGACCACCAUGGCACUGACGAUAGGAGGGACCAUCUACUGCCUGGUAGCGCUUUACAUGGCCUCCCAGCCCAGGAAACGCUGAUCGGCAGCUUCCGUGUUGUCAGACUCAUCGUUUGUUAUUAGGGGUGCAACAAUUAAUCAAUGCAUCGAUUGUUGAUCAUCUGUCCUUAAAUUUCCAGAGCUUCGAUUACAUAAUGGUGAAUCGAUGCAUCAAAUCAGAACCCAGUUUGAAGCCUCCUGUUGCCUGUUUGCAUUAAAACCUUGAGUGUGAGAGUGCGCUUCUUUUAGUGCUAGUACAGUAGAUUAGCAUGUUGCUAGGAUACACACUUUAGGCCUCUACAUUCGCACUGGACAAGCCAUAUCAGAAGUAGGCCUAUUGUAUUCAUGUUUUCUUGAUGUAAAAAUUAAGGCAAUAUGUUUUUUUGUUUGGUUUUUUUUCUUCUUUCUUUUAAAUCUAUUAAAUCUACCGAUUUUACCUCAUUUUGUUUUAAAGCAUGUUGUAUUUGGAUUAUGUGGCAAUAUUAUUUAAAAAUAAAUUGAAUUUAGUACGAUAGUUACAUUAGUCAGGAUUUGUGAGAUUAAUUCAUAUGUUUUGCUUUGCUUUUGGACAUAAAAUGUUAACAGUAAUGAGCAACCGUAGUUCAGAUAGAAAUUUCUUCUGAUAAAAUAUAGUAUUUGUCAUUGUUACAAUGUUAAAGGGACAUCUGAUGCGGACAACGCAUAUUCUUUUCAGUUGUUUACUCAAGUCCUUUAUUUCUUUUUUUAUAAUUUGAAUGUAAGUUGUGCCUUUUUGUUUAACUGUUAUGCACAACAGUGUUUUUAGUUAUUGGAUCUUCUGUUAAAAAAAACUAAUGUUUGUUCUUUAUCAAUGCAUCAAUGCAUUGGUUAUCGUUGAUAAAUGCCUAUACGAUAAUCGAAUACGAAAUUAGGGUGCUGAUUGCACCACUUUUUGUUAUGAUAAAUUAUGUAAAGAGCAAUCAUCAACUCAGCAGCCUCAUUUAAAAAAUGAUCCAGUUAUGAUGUAUACUACGAUAUCAUUUCUAAUUCUACUUCCAUUUACAAGAAUGGUUUCGGGUCUCUUUCAUUUUGUGUGUUUAGUGUUUUUUUGUUUUAGUGACUGGCUUAAUUUAUUGUAGCAUCAACUAAACAGACAUAGAAAAAUAUGCUGUCUGUAUGUUAAUAGACCAGGGGUGUGCAUACACCCCCCGUCCCUCCAAGGGUCAGCUUGCAGCCUCUACAUAUAAGCCCACCCACCAAGGAUGCUUAAUUAGGUCUCGCAAAGUUUUGCUUCUUCGCUGUUUUUUUAAUGACAAAUUUUAUUAGGAUGAGAUUAUUCAAAUCUUGAAUUUAUUCACAAAUCUAAAACCUCCACACAGCUGUGCAAUGCAUCUUGCAGUAGCCUCUUUGGGUGGUGCUGUGCUGCAGGUUUAUGUGAGCACAUUUAGCUGGGAUGGUUUAAGCAGGGAGGACAGAUUCAAGGUAAACCCUCUAAUCAAGGUCUGAUGGAAGUGCUGGGAUUUUGUUGGGUGAGUUUGUCUGCUCGAGUGACAAUGAGAAUAAAAUAAAUAUAGCUUGCAUUAUUAUUUGAAUAAACCCGACUCGCAACAAGAAUUCCUGAUAUCAGAAUGGUGUAACUCUCAGAAGUACAGUCAUUAUCAUAGUAGUUGAGACACCGCGCUGCUGGUUGCAAUGUGUCACCUGCUGCCUCACAUAUAUUGUCACCACAACUUGGGGUGCAUCUGUUGCUGUCCGUGUACUUUUGGGAAAUAAAAAUAUAUUUUAUUUGUAAA